Molecule: messenger RNA, 2799 nt
Organism: Lepisosteus oculatus (spotted gar)
Lineage: Eukaryota; Metazoa; Chordata; Actinopteri; Semionotiformes; Lepisosteidae
Source: RefSeq, a predicted model, not a curated record
CCGUAACCAGGGCUCCCGGCGGCUUUCAUCGGAAACGACUCGACACCUGCAGAGCGGAGAGGGCUUUGCGUAGGGUCGAAAACGCGUUCGUUUUUUUAUUGGUAAAAAAAAAACGCCAUUUUAAGCAAAAGCAACGAAAAAAAAAGUAUUUCAAUUCCAGCCUCGGUGUUGUUGUUUUUUUUCCUUUUCACCGUCACGUCCAAUCCUUUAUUGAUUGCAUUCCUCUCUCCCUCUCCCUCCAGAUAAUGAGGUUUUAACACAGGACCUUGAUGCUAAAUAUAGACGCCGUAGAAAAUGGGACUCGGCCGGUUUUCUUUGACACCACAAUCCGUAUCAGACCGGAUUGCUAAUUUUACCGAACAACUGGGCUAGUUCAACAGAUAACCCUAAAAAAAAAAAAAAAAAACAACAACAGAAGAAGAUCUCCCGGACGAGGGCACACGGCAGUACCCGAUUAAAAGACAGCGGUUUCUGAUGUUCCAAAACGACUAGGCGCUAAAGAGCAGAGAGAGAAACCCCAUCUGCAGCCACGAUAAAAGAAUCCGAGGCAAGAUGGCCUUGGAGAACUCCACCUUCACUUCGCUUCCCGAAUCCCUCUCCCCACCCGGAACCCAGGAAGGGGUGGAGCCAAAGGAGGAGGUGGAGAAACCGGAGGGCGUGGUCUCUCCCAAAGCUGAGGAAGAGGGCGUGUUCUCCACGGACACGCCCCCCACGGCCUCCACCAAUAACAGGUCGUUCCAGUCCAAGCUGGCCGCCCGGGAGGCGGAGGCUGCCGCCAGGGAACACAGGAAGAGGAAGAGCCAGGUGGCGGGGGCUCUGGGAGAGCGAGGACGCUGUGGGUGGACGCGCAACAGGCGGAAGAGGCAGCGCUACGUGGAGAAGAAUGGCCGCUGCAACGUGCAGCACGGGAACGUGCGGGAGACCUACCGCUACCUGACCGACAUCUUCACCACGCUGGUGGACCUCAACUGGCGCUGCUCCCUCUUCGUCUUCGUCAUGGCCUACGCCGUCACCUGGCUCUUCUUCGGCGCCAUCUGGUACCUCAUCGCCUACUGCAGAGGAGACCUGGACCACCUGGAGGACGAGUCAUGGACCCCUUGCGUGAACAACGUCAACGGCUUCAUCUCUGCCUUCCUCUUCUCCAUCGAGACCGAGACGACCAUCGGCUACGGCCACCGGGUCAUCACCGACCAGUGCCCCGUGGGGACGAUCCUGCUCCUGCUGCAGGCCAUACUGGGCUCCAUGGUCAACGCCUUCAUGGUGGGCUGCAUGUUCGUGAAGAUCUCUCAGCCCAACAAGCGCGCCGAGACCCUGGUCUUCUCCAAGAACGCCGUCAUCUCCCUGCGGGACGACAAGCUGUGCCUGAUGUUCCGCGUGGGGGACCUGCGCAGCUCGCACAUCGUGGGCGCCAACAUCCGCGCCAAGCUCAUCAAAUCCAAGCAGACGCAGGAGGGAGAGUUUAUCCCCCUGGACCAGACGGAUAUCAGCGUGGGGUUCGAGACGGGAGAUGACAGGCUCUUCCUGGUCUCCCCGCUGGUCAUCUCCCAUGAGAUCGAUUCCCACUCUCCCUUCUGGGAUAUGUCCCAGGCCCAUCUGGAGAAGGACGACUUUGAGAUCGUGGUCAUCCUGGAAGGCAUGGUGGAAGCCACUGGAAUGACAUGUCAAGCUCGGAGCUCCUACUUGGCAGAAGAAGUCCUGUGGGGCCACCGUUUCAGCCCAAUGAUGUCACUGGCUGAAGGCUUCUUUGACGUGGACUAUGGAGCCUUCCAUCACACCUUCGAGGUAGACACGCCCACCUACUCUGCCCGGGAACUCUCAUUGGCUGCAGCCCGGCUGGAGGCCCACCUCUAUUGGUCCAUCUCCAGCCGAUUGGAUGAGCAGAAAUGGGAGGGGCCCAUCUUGAUGAGCAGCCUAACAAAAACCUCUGACAACGCUUCGACCAAUGGAAAGAAGCGUCUGGGGACCUUGACUGGCCUGCCGGGGGAAGGGCCAGAGGAGAAGGAGGGCCAAUCAGGGCAGGGGGAACGUAAUGGGAGCGUGGCUACGGACCAGUCAGAAUCAGAGGCCUAAGGAGAGGUGGUGGUGUGUAGAAAGAAACUGGAUUUCACUCACAAGAAGAGGCAGAAGUCUGUUUCGUGAUUCAAAUUGCAAAGGACAAGGAGCCAGAGUAGCCUAAGGGCCAAGCUGAAUUUAACAUACUCCAAUAAUAAGUAGAAAAUAAUAUGCGAUCAUCCUGUAUUUUCUAUAGCAUGUAAACCAGGUAGAUCUACAGUAGUGAACAAGAGGACUGGUGUGUUCAACAACAAUGGAAAAGAUGAGAACGGCAGUAUUUGAAGGCAGAAAGGCCAUAUUUAAAUCAUACAAACCAAUGCUGUUUUUUUAUCUAAAAUUAUCCACCAGAGAUACCAAAUCAGAACAGUACAGUCACUAGUUACAAAACCUCCUUAUGACCUCAUCCUUGCGUUCAUCCUUACACCUGCCUGUUGUUUCUGGUUUAGAAAUAUUGCUAACUUGCGCCAAUCCCUCAAAGUCAGGAAACAGACAAUCAGAAAUUGGUCCCGCUCUGGUGUGGAGAUUUAGAAGACGCUGAUAGAAGGGUGAACCAGUGAAGGUUAUUGGUUAGGAACUAAGUGUUCAGCCAUAUGAUCCAGACAUCGAGGGAUCAUUGACCCAGACCUCGACUUGUCAGUCGCUUGCUUUCUUUUUCGAGGCGUUGAUAAUCACUUUGUGGUUAUGAAGCCAAAGCUCUGCAUAGGAUCCAACUAAGAGAACAUAAGAAAGGGUACAAAUGAGAGUAAA